AUGAAGAAGCUGGAGGCUGCAGCUUUCAUGGACAGCACGGAGAAGGAUAGUUUUUCCUUAUUCUGGGGAGGAACGUUAUUUCACUUCUGGGCAAGCAAUCCUUAUCUGCGCCAAGCACUCUGGCAGGGAUUAUGGACAGGAACUCUUUGGAAGCAGCCAGAAGCUCAGCUGGCAGGAGUCAAGGCCUAUAAACUCUUUGCCUCCCUCUUCUGGAUUGAUGCCCAGGACUUUCAUCCAGCUGUGGUGUGUGAGUCUCAAGGUCUGGGUGUUUUCGAGCUCGCCAGGUGCAGGGAUGAGGAGGAGCGAGAUUCGGGCACUUGGCCCAAGCUGGCCAACAGGCUGCGGCAGAGGCGGCGCGACCUGCGGCGUUUGGCGGCGGCGGGCGAGGAGGAGGAGGACGAAGAGGAAGAGGAGGAGGGGGAGGCGAGGGGCGGGCUGGGCUGCGGAGACCUGAGGCUGGCGAGCGGCGUCAGUCUGCUGGGCUGGGGCUUCACCAAGGUGGUGGCCCGGGCGGCGCUGGCGGGCGGCGGGGAGGUGGCCCUCAAGUCGGUGCACGGUUCGGGGCGGGAGGUGCGGCAGUGCGUGGAGCGGUACGGGGAGCCCGCGGGGUGCCGCCGCCUGGCCGCCUACAAGCUGCUGAAGGAGGUGAGGCUGCUGCAGCUCCUGCGGCAUCCCGGCAUCGUCCAGCUGCACGGUCAAUGCUACGAUAAUAGCGGAGAUGCUGAGAUACGGGUCACGGCCAUGCUGGAGCUGGGAGCCCCCCUGGAGAUGAUUCAGCUCCUGCAGACCCCCUGGGAGGAGAGAUUUAAAAUUUGCCUGAGUCUUGUGAAACUGCUGUUUUACUUGGCACAUUCCCCCCUGGGUUCAAUAGUCCUCUUGGAUUUCCAGCCGAGGCAGUUUGUUAUGGUGGAUGGAAACCUAAAAGUGACAGACAUGGAUGAUGCCAGCACGGAGGAACUGUCAUGCAAGGAAGAUAAUGACUGCACACUCGACUUCCCUACAAAAAGCUUCCCUCUCAAAUGCUCUGCGGUUGGGAAAUGUGAAGGAAUAAAUGAAAAGAAGAAUCUUUUCAAUGCAUAUCGGUAUUUUUUCACCUAUCUUUUGCCACACUCUGCGCCACCGGCUUUGCGGCCCUUUUUGAGCGACAUUCUGAAUGCAACAGGUGAUUUACGAUAUGGAAUAAAUGAAACCCUGCAAGCUUUUGAAAAGGUUUUACAUUUGUACAAGUCUGGGCUCUAUCUGCAGAAAAGGCCUCUUCUUUUAAAAGACUACAUCUCCCUAAAGGGCUUCCGAACGGUGGAAGGAGAAGACUACAAGUGCUGGCCCUCCUACAGCCACCUGGGAUGCCUGCUCUCCGUUCACGGCGCCGAAGAAGCUGCUGCAAUUUGUAACUCCCAAUCGCAGUGUCAGAGCUUUAUCAUCACCCAGCAGAGGACAUGGACAGGACGCCCACUUGCCUCGUUUCAAAGUAGCCUGGCUGAUUUAGUACCGGAUGCUAACGCUGUAGUCUAUAUUAAACGAUCGGCUUCCUCGGGGAAAAGACUUUAAAGACAAUGAGAUCACAUAAUAUGAUCCUGGGAGGAACAAACCACUGGGGAGAGUUUCAUCUGCUGAAAAGAAUGACAUAUUUUAUUUUGCUUUGGGAUGGGAUCUCUCUGCCAGCUCAGAUAGAGUCGAAUGCUGCUGUCUCCUUGAUCAAAGCUGAGAUUUCUCAUUGCGCCCCGCUAGCUUCUUUAUCUGUUCCCACACUGCUGUUCUGCAUAAACGCUCCCAGUUUUAGUCAAAUGUUGUUAGAGACUGUGCAAUGCCCAGCCUUGCUGCUUCGCUAACCAGCUUGUCAGCCAAGAAAUAGAAAUAGCUGCAAGGGAUCCGGCUUGGGGAGGCUUAGUUAGUUCAGUCACCUCCAAAAACCUAUGGAUAACGCACCUUGGAGAAAGCAAUGGCUCCUUCUGCAGCUGCUGACCAGGAUUUCAUACCACUACAAAUGUAAAGGACUGGAUUUCAGCGAUGGGUCGAGGUUGCAGGGUUGGGAUCCAUAACCAGAGGUUGAUGAUGGGGGUGGUCUUCCAAGGAGGGUCCUGAUUCAGUUCCUUCCAGGGCAGGGGAGGGAGGUGGUGUGUAGGUCAAUUCUAGAACCAGAUGUUUGGAUGCAGGAUUUGGGUUUGACCCUAUGUGAUUUGUAAUGCCAGCUCCCAUGUAUCAACCUUGAAGGUUUUUCUCUGUUACUUUCCGUGAAAGAGUGAGACAUUCAAAUUAUUUAUAUAUAAGGCGUUACUCUGUAUGAUAAAGAAUGACU
Messenger RNA from Calidris pugnax (ruff), 2296 nucleotides. Its product is annotated as extracellular tyrosine-protein kinase PKDCC-like. NCBI's taxonomy places the organism in Eukaryota, Metazoa, Chordata, Aves, Charadriiformes, Scolopacidae. The record is from RefSeq and is a predicted model, not a curated record. The coding region runs from base 1 to 1548 and encodes 515 amino acids. The transcript is spliced from 11 exons. Gene Ontology annotation, molecular function: ATP binding; non-membrane spanning protein tyrosine kinase activity. Gene Ontology annotation, biological process: protein phosphorylation.